Saccharomyces eubayanus is the source of this 1605-nucleotide messenger RNA. It is a transcript of the gene GPI17, whose product is annotated as GPI-anchor transamidase GPI17. The record is from RefSeq and is a predicted model, not a curated record. Bases 1 to 1605 code for a protein of 534 amino acids. Gene Ontology annotation, cellular component: GPI-anchor transamidase complex. The transcript has a single exon. Lineage: Eukaryota; Fungi; Ascomycota; Saccharomycetes; Saccharomycetales; Saccharomycetaceae. Gene Ontology annotation, biological process: attachment of GPI anchor to protein.
AUGUCCAAUGCAAAUUUAAGAAAAUGGGUUGGUUUUUGUUUUAUUGCCAUUUAUCUUUUUGUAGGGGUUCCAUUGUGGUACAAGCUAACCACCGUGUAUAGAGCAUCAUUGCCAAUAAAUUACAUCGAAUCGCUACAAAAUGAUAAAUUUCAAGAUAUUCAUCUCGUAAUACCAGUGUAUGUUAAGUCUGAUACGUAUAGAUUCCCAGACAUUCAUGAUGCUGUUCAAGUACAAGUUAACCACUUAUUGAACUCGAAAGAGCAACGGGUGCCAUGGUCGCUACAGAUUCUUCCUUAUAACGAGACUGUGCAGAAGUUAGAGGAUAAAGACAACCAGUUCCAUGUCGUUACCUUAAUGUUAGAUGAAUUCAUUGGUUACACAUCAGCUUAUGAUACUAAGGAGACAGUGGUGUACUAUGAUGACGCGGCUGUUUUAAGUAAUGAUUUGCCAUUUUUUGUUGCCCAAACUUUAGUGGAACACACUUUCCAGUUGGAGUGGACGCAUUUAAACAAAACGAACGAAGACGUAUCUACGAAUAACCAAGUUGCCAUUUCUUAUGAUCCAAAUAUCCAUUUAAGUAUAACUUUGCUAUCAGGUGAUGGAAGUCCCGUUGCGUGGGAAAUUGAGCCUACUUUAACCGAUUAUUUCUCACCCUUUAGGAAGUUCUUGUCACCUUUGGUAAAUUUCACAGUAGACUCCUCUAUUGUCUACCAUAAUGAUUUGAAUUUACAUUCUUUGAAUGGGUCAUCUGCUAACGUUACUUGGUUUGAUCUAUCCCAUACAAUUGACCUUUCUGAACUCUCUUCUAUGACGUACUAUCCAGAGGAUUCUGCACUAAAUUUAGCCAUAGUCUUCCCUAGUGUUUCAUCAACACCUAACGGCUUAGCGUUUGUUAACGGUACCCAAAUCGCCAAUAGUGUAAUUGCGUUGGACUGGAAUAGUUAUUUAGUGCCACAAUGGGGGGUCAUAAUAAUAAACAAAAACCCGCUCCAACCAAACUCUGUCAUCAGUGAAGAUUAUUUAGAACCUAUGAUGUACCGCUUUUCAACUGAUAUUUUCCAAUUAUUAGGAUUAACCGAAGGUUCACAAGAACUAUUAUCACCUUAUAUCACUAUAGAUUCGUUUAAAAGACUGACGAUCUUACAAAAUCUAGACAAAGCCAUUGAAACAUUAUGGUCCCUAGUGAAAUUAACCCAACAAUUUCAAGGCAUGUCCAUUCCUCGCGAAGUGUCCGAUAAUGUGGUAGAAGCUCUAGACUUGAGACUAGAAAUUAUAGAUUUAUUGAAUGACCCAGAAAAGGGUGGCGAUAUAGUAUGGAACAAUGCCCUACGUUUGAGCAAUGAGCUGGUCAAACUUUGCGAAAAGGCAUUUUUUAAUGGAGAAAUGGUCCAACAGAAUUUUUUCCCACAGGAACAUAUGAUUGCCGUAUAUUUGCCAUUAUUAGGCCCAAUAUCAGCAGUAUUGUUCUUUGGUUUCUACAAUGUAAUGAAGGAGAAGAAUGACAAGAAGAAUGGGACCGAGAGAGAAGUUGCUAAAGAAAAAUCAGAGUUGGAAGAAGCUGAAAAAUUGCACGCUAUCGACGGUGAAGAUGAAAUUGUGGGUUGA